Molecule: messenger RNA, 1532 nt
Organism: Uranotaenia lowii
Lineage: Eukaryota; Metazoa; Arthropoda; Insecta; Diptera; Culicidae
Exons: 5
Coding region: 40-1497 (485 amino acids)
Biological process (GO): intraciliary transport
Cellular component (GO): ciliary plasm; cytoplasmic dynein complex
Molecular function (GO): dynein heavy chain binding; dynein light chain binding
Source: RefSeq, a predicted model, not a curated record
UAACAUACAUCAAAACACUAAAAGUUCCAUUAAAAAAACAUGAAUUUGGACUGUUUCACAAUGGUAUCGAACGAUGUCGUUGAGUUUCGUUCGACUUGGCGCACCGGAGAAAAACCGGUACUGGUAGACAGUGCCAUUGGGACGGAUCCGCCGGUGCCGAAGAAAGAUGUAUCGGUCGAUGUCCUUGAGCGCAAGGAUAUUGCGAUUCAAACCGAAACAUUUUCUCGAAAUGCGGACACAACAUCGGACGAUGUUAAGCUGUCUAAUUGGUUGAAGAGAAUAUACCCCUUAGUGGAGGAAGAGCUUUCAUCUGGUAUUAGUGAGGUGUAUGACAUAAACGACAAUUAUGGUGAUCCAGCUGGUAAACCAACCAUUCGCAAACAUCAAGAACUGCUGCUACGGAAACUCAAUCCGGACAUGGAUGCACAACCAAAUUCAGUUAGGCUAAACAUGGGUGCUGCAACGUGGCUUUCGGUGCUGACACGUGAUGCGCCAUUGCUUGCGUUAGCUUGUGGAUCGCACCACGAGGCAUGGUGCGAGCACACUUAUUCAACCGUAACGGUUUUCACACCCAAACGUGAUACGUAUGGAUCGAUACAAUGGACGGAGUUUUGCAGCAGUCCCGUUAAAGCUUGUAUUGAAACAUUGGAAACGAAUCCAUUUAAUAAGGACAUGUUUGCUGGAGGAUCUGUUUCUGGUGACAUAUACAUUUGGCAGUACGAAACUAAUAUGAAAAGUGAACAGAAUUCGAUUGUCGAACUUUUCUCGGAAACAGCGGACUACGGUCGAAUAGUCGAUUUGGCAUGGAUCAAGUUCAAUCCGAUGACCAAGGAUGUUGGACUGCUUUCGUGUCAUAGCGAUGGAAUUGUCACUCUGUGGAAAACUGGGAAAAUAAUCGGAAAAGAUAAAACGUUCUACGUGGCAUCAGCAUCGUAUGCUCGGAAGUCAAUAAUUUUGACUCAAAUUCUAACAAUAUCCAAUUCAGAAUUCGUUGUCGGAACAGCAGAUGGAAGCAUACUGUUGUGUUCGAUGGCUCAGUUGAACCCGAUUGGAGGUUCCGGUGGUGUUGGGUUUUCGAAAAAGAAUUCCUUUGCCCCGGCCAUAACCGAGCUAAAAUCUCACUCCUUCGCUGUCACCAGCCUGCUUAAAGUUGAGAACUCGCGGCAGCAGUUUCUGAUCAGCUGCGAUCUGACCGGAGAGGUUUAUUUCCACGACAUCACCGAUGCUGUAAAUACCGCUCCAACGGUUAUAAUAAAGCUGCCGUUGCCCUUCAAAAAUCGCAUAAUUUGUACCGAGGAUAUGCGUUUCAUGAUGAGCCCAAGCAACGAUGGAGUUCUGGAAGUGUUUCAGGUUGACAGUGGGCUGGUCGAUGUGAUGGAGGAAAGUGGAAUGCGAGGCAAACCGUGUCUUAUUCGGAGCAGUUCGAAUGGAAAAUGGCUUCUUACCGGACCGUAUGAUGGAGGUUUUAUAAUAUAUUCAAUAAACAAAGAUGAAUAAAUUAAAGAAGCUAAAAAAUAUUGCUAAGUUCCUAC